AAUAAGUAGUAGAAAGUUAUGUUGGUGCACACGUUCUACAACGAGCAGCUUUUUUUAGAAACAACUCGCGAUUCCACCAACAAUAUUGCAAUCACUAAGUGCAAACAGACAAAUUAAAUCAAUGAUCAAAUAAAUGAUUUGGAGUACAUAAAAAGAAAAAUAAAAGAAAAUGUGAUAAUAGAUUUAAAAUAUAAAAUACUCAAGUGGAAACUCAAAAAAUACUAAAAGUGUUUGGUCAAUAAAACUUUUUAAAAUCUUAGUAUGUUUAAAUAUUUAGUGUGUGUGAUUAUCACUAUUAGUGCUUUCGGUAAUUGUCAAGAUGACGAUGGCCCGUACCGUGGUAAACUCAUUGGCAAAUUGAAUUCCUAUCAUCAUCAAGUUUCCGGUGAUGUUUACGCAGUCGAUGAGUUCACGUUGUUACUCAUCGAUUUUAGUUAUGAUGGCAAUGGAGCCGAUACCUUCUUUUGGUCCGGCGCUGCCAAUCGGCCAGGUCCUCAAGGGUUCAUCGUACCUGACGAGUACAAUAAAACCAAUGUCUUAGAACGUUAUUUUAACAAAGACUUCACACUUACGUUGCCCGACAAGAAGAAAAUCACCGAAAUCAAAUGGUUUGCCAUUUAUGAUUUAUGGAGUCAGAACACGUUCGGAGAUGUUUACAUUCCAGAGGAGUUUGAACCGCCGGCGGUGCAAAAGAUUUCACAAUUGUCCGGGAAAUUAAACGGUGUGCGGUCAGAGAAUGUUGAAAUUGUUGAUUCGAAAACAAUCCGCUUGGUUGAUUUCUUCUAUGAUGGUCAGGGAAAAGAUGUGUAUUUUUGGGUGGGGGUUGGUCCCCAGCCAUCUUCAAAAGGGAACAAAGUGCCUAAUGAAUAUGGAUAUUUAGACUCAUUGAGGCAAUACAAAGGUGAAACAAUCACCCUAACUUUACCUGGUGAUAUGACAAUCUUCAACAUUGAUUGGUUCAGCGUAUUCGACCUGGAAACCAGCCAGAACCUGGGCUCAAUUAUCAUUCCAGACGGUUUGAAUGUACCGCCGUCGUUGGUAAAAGUAAUUCCGCACAAAGCAAGCCUGCCUAAUUGUCUCCAACUGCACAAAGACUUCCGAGUAUCGUGGGAGAUCUUUGGCCCGGCGGUAACCUUUGAAAUGGCUGGGCAGGUCAAAGAAGACGAAUAUAUUGCGUUUGGUUUGUCUGGAGCUCCUGACAAGUCGCAAAUGAUGGGCGCUGAUGUAGCAGUUGCCUAUAUCGACGGUCUGCAGGGACAUGUUGAUGAUUACAAUAUUACAGCACUCUCACCGUGUGUGAAAGUCCUGGGACAAUACAAAGGCGUAUGCAAAGAUGAAAUGGUCGGUGGCCAGAAUAACAAUCAACUGCACACAGCCAGCCGCGUUAAUGGCGUCAACAUCAUCACAUUUCGACGUUCGCUGAUUUCUUCCGAUGCUGGCGAUAAGGAAGUGCCUACUGAUACCGAAGCGUACAUUGUCUGGGCUAUCGGACGAUUGGAUGAUAACAAAGAGCCUGCAUUCCAUGAUAUCUACCCUAAAUCUAACAUCAAGGUGGCAUUCAAUAGUAGCGAACCGAUCAAUAAUUGUUUUGCAUUCACAAGCAAUCAAGAGGUCGUCCUGGAGCCUUGGGAACGUGGCCAGAUCUUCGACAGAACGAUAAGAACCUUUAACGCGUAUAUUGGACCCUCUGCUGGCAAAAAAGGUUAUCAAACAAUCGCUGGUCAACCUGCAACCAGCUUAUCCUGGUAUAUAAAUGGGUACCUCGCACCGGAAAUAUGGCUACGCCGAGGAUUGACUUACGCUUUCAAAGUAAAAGGUGGUAAUAAUCCACACAGCGCAGAAUAUUACCAUCCACUCGUCAUUACUGAUGAACCACAUGGCGGCUUCGAUAAACUUACCGAUGAUGCACAAUCCAAUGUGCGUGUACUUGCCGGUGUAGAAUACUCACGGCGUGGUCGUCCACGACCCACCGCAGCCGGGCCGCUCUGUCUAGCUAAACACCGCGAGUCUGCCGAUCGUCGACUGGACGAUACUUUCAUCACAUUCAAAAAAUACAACCGCAGCCUGAUAUAUAUGUGCGAAGAGGGACAGGCAGCAACAUUGGAGAUCACGCCAAAUACCUCUUGGCCGGACGUAGUCUACUAUAAUUCAUUUACGCAAGCGAACAUGGGCUGGCGCAUUCGCAUCGUCGACUCAUAUACACGCAGUCAUGGCUAUAGCGUAAACCACGCCACAUCACUCUUCGUUAUACUCGCGCUGUUUACGACAGCAUUUACGCAACUUAUGAGAUAACACAUUAAAAUUUAAGUACUAUAA
Messenger RNA from Dalotia coriaria, 2316 nucleotides. RefSeq names its product protein Skeletor knk (gene knk). NCBI's taxonomy places the organism in Eukaryota, Metazoa, Arthropoda, Insecta, Coleoptera, Staphylinidae. Bases 262 to 2292 code for a protein of 676 amino acids. The record is from RefSeq and is a predicted model, not a curated record. The transcript has 8 exons.